Molecule: messenger RNA, 1056 nt
Organism: Adineta ricciae
Lineage: Eukaryota; Metazoa; Rotifera; Eurotatoria; Adinetida; Adinetidae
Source: the annotation of a GenBank genome assembly
AUGCACAGCGUGUUUCGAGUCGGUACAAUUCGACAAGUGGGUGACAAAAGUAACCUUUACCAUGAGGUACAACUUCAGUUGACUGCUGAUGACGAUCCACAACUACGUGUGUUAACGGACCGUAUUGAAAGUGAAGUUCGAGGUAGUACAGGAUGGCAACGUUUGGGUAAAUUAUUGCUUACACUCGGACAGCUGGAUAAAGCCGAAGAACUGUACACUGUGUUGCUCGAACAAACGUCUGAUAAGAAUGACAGAGCACACUAUUAUCAUCAACUUGGCCGCUUAAAAUAUAGGCAAGGUGCUCAUAAAAUGGCUAUAGAAUACUAUGAAAAAGCACUUGAAAUUAGAGAAAAAACUCUUCCUUCGAAUCACCCUCAUUUGGCUACUUCGUACAGCUGCAUCGGUACGGUGUACAAGAACAUGGGAGAGUAUUCGAAAGCACUUUCAUUCCAUGAAAAAGCACUUGGAAUUAGAGAAAAAACUCUUCCUUCGAAUCACCCUUCGCUGGCUACUUCGUACAGCAACAUCGGUGGGGUGUACAUGAACAUGGGAGAGUAUUCGAAAGCACUUUCAUUCUAUGAAAAAGCACUUGAAAUCGGGGAAGGAUCUCGUCCGUCGAAUCACCCUGAUUUGGCUACUUCGUAUAACAACAUCGGUUUGGUCUACAAGAACAUGGGAGAGUAUUCGAAAGCACUUUCAUUCUAUGAAAAAGCACUUGAAAUCGACAAAAAAACUCUUCCCUCGAAUCACCCUGAUUUGGCUACUUCGUACAACAACAUCGGUGGGGUGUACAGGAACAUGGGAGAGUAUUCGAAAGCACUUUCAUUCUAUGAAAAAGCACUUGAAAUUAGAGAAAAAACUCUUCCUUCGAAUCACCCUUCGUUGGCUACUUCGUAUAACAACAUCGGUGUGGUGUACUACAACACUAAGGACUAUUCGAAAUCACUUACCUAUUUCGAACGCGCUCUGGACAUUCAUCAACGUGCAUUACCGGCGAAUCACCCUCAUAUAAAACCUGUAAAAGAAAGUAUCGAAAAUUGUAAAAGNGUAUGUUGA